This is a messenger RNA of Aphanomyces astaci, 7260 nucleotides long. RefSeq lists its product as hypothetical. Bases 244 to 6423 code for a protein of 2059 amino acids. Lineage: Eukaryota; Oomycota; Saprolegniomycetes; Saprolegniales; Verrucalvaceae. The transcript has 11 exons. The record is from RefSeq and is a predicted model, not a curated record.
GAAUGCACGCUUGUGUCCUCCUCGUUAGUGGAUGGACUUUCUGUGAGGUGACCUUCUUCCCCUGUUCAUGCAUGAUAUCAACAGAUAAUUGACGGCAAGUGAUCCAACGAAGAAACUAAUAUGCGUCCGACGAGCACUCAUCGAGUAGUAUUGUCGCGGGACAUCCGCAAUUAUGAAACGCUUCGGCGUUACGAUUCAAACGACGCCAACUCCACCAUACCGUGACCUCGGCCGGCUCGUGUCAUGUCGUCGCCCGUGGAGAAGCGCCAAAACUCGUUGCGGUUGUCUCCAAAGCAGCACAGCUCAAGGGCAAACGUGUCCCGCCAAGGAGUACCCCCAUCCCUGAAAGACCUGAAGUCGCAGUCCAACUUUUCGUUCCGAGGGUCAUCGCACCUGGAAGCAGCCGUGAUGGCCGUAUCCGUCGAAGAGAACGAUACCACGCCCCAGAAUCCUCCAGACGGCAAAACGUUUGCUGCGUCGUACUGGAAACAGCAAGUCAUCGCGUCCAAACGCAAGCUCAGCGCCGUGGUGGAUCGCCACAGUCGCGAUGUCUACGACGUCCAUCACAAGCUACAUCGAAACAUUCCAGACGACACGCUGCCUCAAAUUGAUCAUCUUGAAUGCGCACGAGAAGCCACCCUCCGCAAAAUCGUGUCCAAACCAGUCCCCAAAGGCGAUACGGUGCAUGUCGACAGACUUUUGGACAUCGCCGACGCUCGAGCGCUGCAAGUUCCCACCUCCCUCCACGCGCAUGUGGUUGAACAUGUCGAGGACCUCCUCGCGCGCUGUCGAGUCGCCCAAGCGCAUACCCUUUCAACAUUGGCUCGUACGUCCGUUCCAGCCAGCCAUCUAGUGGAAGAAUACGACAGACAAAGCUCCGCCCUUCAAGCGCGCCAUCACGACCUCAGUCUGCAAUUGGCACGGCUGAAGGCGAGCAACCCUGCCGUCGAAGCGACAGACCUGAAGCACUUGUUGCGAUUUCAGGAGACCAAACACUCCGUCACGAAGCUCGCGACUCGCUUUUCCCAGCGUAUGCACUGGCUUAGCCACAGUCAUCGCAGUGCUAUUUUGCGUCGGAUGCACCAGAUCCUCGUGCCCCAGUCAUCGGCGAUGGCAACUUCUGUGGACGUCCCACCAGUCGUUCAAGCCAACACGUCGACGCCACCCAAAUUCAUUCUGCAGGAAAGUGCCAUGGAUUUGGCGAUCGCGUCGUUUAAAACUAAACUAGGCAUUGAGCAGCCCACGGCCUCUAACAGUGCCGACGAUUUGUUGCAGCAACUGCGGCGUGACUUUGGUACUCUUUUUGCCCGACAUGUGGCGCCGUAUCAAAGCGACGGCAUGGCUCGGAAGGCAACUCCCAUGACGUCCUCAGUGGACAGCAGCGACCCCCACCGCGGCAGCCUCUUUCCCCAAGUCCCAACGUCCCAGCGCCAACAGCGGAUCGGCCUGAUGGACAAAAAACAGAGCAAUUGCAUGGUGCUGGAAGCCGAGUUGAAGUUUUGCAGCGCGUCGGAAGCCCAGCAUGUCCUGGAUCGCCUGGAAGGGCUUGCGGCGAGCCAUGUCAAGCGCGCGCUGUUGACCAUCGACGCGGUGGAACUGCGUUCGAAUUCGGCGUCGCUCACCGACCGACUUGGCCUGGUUGAGCCGCCAAACGCGCCGAGUUUACCCGACGCCAAAGUCAAGGCGUAUUACAUCUUAAGGCUGCUCUGGAUUCGGCAAUGCAAGCAUCGCAUGGUGGGGUAUCUCAACUACUUUCGGUCGAUUGAAGCGCAUGUCCUUGUCGACUGGCACGACAUGGGACACGAAAACACGUCCACAACCACCACCAUCGACCGUCCUACAAACGUUGAGCGGUUCUUUGAUCGCGUGGACGACGCCAACGAAAUGCAAAUAGUCGACCACGUUGGACGGCCGUUCUUGUACUCGACGGCGUGGGACGAAUUGAUCGAAAUUGAGCAAGACAUGCUGUGCAUUGGAAGCGCCGUGAGUUCGUUUGACGAGCGGGACACCCUCAAAGCCGGCACCGAACGCAAGGUCGUGACGGUUGUCGACCGGGUCAGCGUCCUCGGGGAUUUGUACGAAUGCGAGUCGUGGUACCUUGAAGCCAAAUUCAAGCUCGUGCGACGUGUAUUUGAAGACGUGUACAUGCGCGCGUACGGCCACGAUGCCCAGCGCCACGAAGCGCAAGCGUUGUUGGACCUUGUGGCGGCGCGGCCCUUGGUGGACUUGGCGGAGCGGUACUUCUGGGACGCAUAUGUGUCGCAAGUGAUGGCAUUGGAGAUCCAAGCCAAGGCGCUUCGUGGUGUGGGUGAAGUCAACGCGGCGUUGGCAGACCCGCUGUUUACGACCGCCGAGGCCGCGGUGAUCGUGCGCACGUCCACCCGACAAGCGAUCGCGGCCAUGGAUAUGUCCAUGCACCACUUGAGUGUGAUUGAGCGACUGGCGAUGCAUCGUGCAGUGCAUGAGCAAGCGAUGGUGUGCUGGCACGUCGUGUCCACGGAAGAGCGCGAAUACGUGACGGCGUCGUCGACCAUCCAUUGUGCAGUCUUCACCAACUACUACUCGAAAGACAGCGGCGUGGGCACCCUCGUCGAGCAAGCCGCGAACGACGUGUAUCGUCGCAACGUCAAGCACGACUCAUUGGUCAGCGACCGCUCCAUCCACGAUCAAGUGCACCACCUGGGGACCGAAUACGUAGAGACCCUGUCGCGUGCGGUAUGGUUUUUCAAGUUGCAAUGCGACCUCGCGCAACAAGUGUACGCGACGGGGUUGUUGGAAGCGCUGCAUGCAUCCCAAAUGCUGCACUUGUACGUGGACGACGUCCUACCAGCGGGAAACCCCACCCAUGCGUCGGUACUGGAUCAAACGCCGGCGAUCGAAGCGCUGCCGUUCGUGUCCGUGUUGCGGACAACAUCGACACUCGAGUGGAUCGGGAUGCACUUGAACGAGUCGCAGCUCCGGUGGCUCACCCUGACCGUCCAUGUCCAAGAGGCCGAACGCGUCUACUUGGAAGAAACGCUAGGGUUCAACGCGAUGCUGCUUCAGCCGAUCUUUGACUUUGAAGCGUCGCAUCCGAAACUCAUGGCCAAACACGUGGCCAAGUUCCUCUCCACGCCCCAUAUCAACCAAAAUCACAAGAACUUUCUCGCGCAGGUGCAGAGUGUGCUGGGGCAACGCGCACUCCACGACAAAGUCACGACUCGCAUCCAAGUGGAGCUCAAAGCCACCGCCGCCUUGUGUGUCCAUGCCGACGCCCAUCGGCAGUCCGUUCGAGCGCUUGUCACGAGCCGCGUCGACAUGCACCCAGACGUCCCUAUGACCGACCACAUCGUCGAGUACAUGACGGAUCUGAUGGAAUCCGUCCAAAUGGAAGGGCUCGUGACGCAGUUGAACGCGCACCUUGACACGAUGCGGGUGAUUUCACGGGACCUGCCAGCCUCGACCAUCAAUCCGUUCGUGGUGGGCGGGUUUGCCGACCGAGAUACGCUUGAAGCGUGGCUGCUUCGGGAGUUGUCGCCCAUGGAGGAGCAACUGGGGGUAGCCACUACGACCGUCGUCGUGGACGGUGUGAAAAUGGCCAAGGGCGAAACCAUCGAAACCUUGUGGUGCGCAGCCCAAGGCGAUAUUGUGAGCAUGCAGUACAUCCCCCACCCUUACGAGCUGCUCAAGCGGUUCACCAAGACCGACGUCGCCAACGGCCGCGUGGUCUUUCGCCUCGCUCGACAGUACGAGCCGGAAAUUCGUCGGAUCCUGGCGCUGUACACGGCGCUCGUGGCGGUGAUCGACACGUUGGUGUUUCGCGCGGCGUUGCAUCGGCAAGCCCCCGACGACGUCUUGGGCGGGGAGUUGCGCGACUUGCUGCACCAAAUGCACCACGACUGCUUCUCUCGACUCAACGACGUGGCGUCCAGUCGAGACUUGCGACACGUGAACGACGUCAUGCUCGAGUGGUUGCAAACCAAGCGGGAAUUCCUGCAUGCGCUUCGAGCUACUGCGCUUAAAGCCAUCGUGAACGAUAUUUUAGCAGCGAGUAUCACGGCCACGCCCCGUGCCCCUUCGCUCGUGUGGCUACAAUAUUCGUUUCAUGAAGGUCAAGCUCUUGUCCGAAACGAAGACUCGAGAUCGAUCGGGUCUGCCACGACGCAAUUCAUCACGGGCCUGUCCACACACGAUUGCACGGCCGCGAGACAAUGGUGGAAGCUGUUGGAAACCCGGGCGAGUCCUGCUGGGGGGCUCGGCGUCGCCUAUUUGAAGAAAAUCGACGCGUUUCACGCCCUGCGGCAGUAUUUCUUGCAGAUUCCAGUCAUGAAGGAGGCGUCCCAAGUGGACAAAGCGGUCGAAUUGCAGGCCAUCUUGGCAACAGAAGCAGUGGCCAGGGACGUGUCGAUAACAUCGGCCCACCGAAACUCCAUGCCCCCGUCGCUCGAGUUUCAAGUGCCAGAGCCCGUCGAACUGGACCACAUGAUUGACAAUUUACGCAAUCGCAUUGAACUCCAUCUCGUGGACCAAGAUAUCGUGGACGUGCGGUCGCAGUUUGCGUCGGUGCUCAAGUCACUUGGCGAGAGCCCGUCGCCACGACGACAAGCGGUCGUCGUCGGUCAAGCCAAGCUGGACCCCAUGGGCAUUUUCGUGAAUCGGGUGCAGGAGACCGUCGAAACUGCAAUCGCCAACAAAGAAAGCUACAACGUUGACUUGGCCAGUCUCUGUCGUACCUUCAUGGAGGCGUACCAAGACAGCAUCAACUUUCGCCAAGCGGCGACCACCACCCUAAACGUCCAAUUGCGGCAUCGCAUUGCCGCCCUUGAAGACGCCACGUCGAGGCUGGAAAGCCAACGGCGCCGCCAAGAUACGAUCGCGGACCAAGUGUUGGCGACUAGUGUGGUGGACAAGGCGUACAAGAUCAUCUUUGAAUUGGAGGAAGCAAGGCAUGCGAUAGACAUGGCGGGCGAAGAACUAGACGUGCAAAAAGCCAAAAUCAUCUCGGAGAUCCGAUCCGAGUACGACUCCAAGUUGCGUGACAUGAACUUGGAAUUGAUUCAAAAGCACGGACAGUUUGAAGAGUACCGGGCAGCAGUGCAGAACGACUUGCGCGUGCAAUUGCACGAAGUCCAAAAGUCGUCCGUGGGGAAAUUCAUUGAAACGGGCAUCCCCAUGCAAAUCAAAAGCCAGCUCGUGCGGUCGAUGCGGUCCAACCAGGAAAUGGAGAAAAUCAUGGAAGAAAACACUGCGCUAAAGCAAACGCUGAUGAAACUUCGCACGAUGUACGACCUCAAAGAUGCCGCUACCCACGCGGCCCACGAUAAGGCCGAGGCGACCCUGUCGGCGCAAUUGGCCAAGGCAAACCUCGUGUUUCACCAGAAAACCCAAGUCGACGGACAGCUCGCAGCCACACAAACCCAAGUCGUGGCGUUGCAAAAGGAGUUGCUGCGAGCGCAAUCGGUUACUCCGACUACCGCUUCAAUCAGUGCCACCUCUGCGAUACACAAGGAGCCAAAGUCCUCCGCAGUUAAAACCGCCUUGCACGUGACCAAGUUUGCCAGCCGGUUGGUGGCGCAGCAAAAAGCCAAGGCGGUCGUCGCACGAGCGGUCGGCGAGCCCAUCGACGGCAUGGACGAGUGUGACCACGAUGAGGACGACGACGAAGAGGACGAGGAGGACCUGCAACCGCGAGAGGGCGACCGUCGGACAUCGUCAAGUCCUCGACGCAACGACGAUGCUGCUGUCCGCACCCGAGCACAUUACAUUCGAUCGGCGCACCAUCUGAACCGGGAGAUCCGCCGGUUGCAACAGCAACUCGCCAAAGAAGUCAAGCUCAAAACAGCGGCCCUCGACCAGCUCCAGGCCGCGCGCGGUCACGUGCAUGUCCAGCUCGAGCACGAAAACACUAAAUUACACACGGAAUUGGUCGACACCCAGCGACGCUAUGUGGCGGCAGUCCAAGAGAUUGGCGAGCUGCAGCACCUCAUUUCCCCCGAGCCGUGUGGACAUACCACCGCACGAAGCAUGGCCGCCGCCGCCGCCGCGAGACAUGCCCCUUCCCCGCUGUCCGCCGACACCCCCCGACGCCCUCGCACGUCCACUCCAUCGCGACCACCCCAAGCUUCGUUUGUCCGUCCCAUGACAUCGACAGGGUACUCCAACAAGGGCGGCGCGCGCAAACUCAAAUGCUUCUCCACCACUUUAAGCACUAUGGAAGUUGAACACGCCACCAGGGGGACCAGCAACAACAGUGACAUGGUCGACGCUCCUACAUCCACCACAACAACAGCCCCUCAGCGACCAAAGUCGGCAGCCCCUGCGGCAGUCUCGAAAUCGACACCUCGAAAGUACGACGUCGUGCUACGUCGAGAUGAACACAUGCAGCCGCAAGUGGAAGGCACGGCGCAGCCGUUGGCCACGCGCAUGCGCCCGUUGUAUCGAUGAACAAACGACAAGGAAAGAUUCAAAUAUAUAGACAUGGACCCAACACACACAGGACCGACGAGUUACGCGCCGUCUUCCCAAUCGCCUUCCAUCACAGCGUCGUCGUCGUCGUCGUCUUCGGACCUGCACACCAUGUCGUCGUCGUCGUCUUCGUCGUCGUCGUUGCCGUUGAUGUCGUGCACGGCGCUCCUGGACAUGCACGUAAAGUACAGGAUCUUCUUGAGCUCCUUGUUGUAGAAAAAGUAGUUGAACGACCACAACGUGCCGUCGCUGAACGGGUCGGAGCAUCCGUCCAUGUCAGGAAUGUAGGUGUACACUUCACAGUCGGUCGGCGCGAUCGCGGCAACGAUCGACUCCCAUAGCUUCUCGAGGAAACCCACGUUGUCCAUCUCGACGAUUUCUGCCAGUUGUGUGUUGAUAGCGUUGACCACCGUGCGCAUGUCGACUUCUUUGUGGAACUGCUCGGGUUUCAGGUCGGAAAAGUCGUAAUCUGGGAACGACGCGUUCAUGGUCGAUAUCAGGUUGAUGAGCAGCUUGCGUGUGUUGGAAUCGGCCAAGUUGCCGAUGGAGAUGUUGUUACUUGCCGCGACCGUGGCGCAAUUGCUUGACGGAGUCGAGUUCUGCUGUUGUUCGACGACGUCGUUGGAGUUGCUGGUGGACUGGUACAACAGCUCCAAGGACUUGGCAAGUUUCUUGUCCUGUCCCGCCUUCUUGCACGAGAAGCACUCCAGGCGCCCAUUGAUCACGCGGUCGCCGACACAGAACUCAUUCAGCGCCGCAUUCGCCCAGCUCAGCGUCUUCUCUUCGAGGUACUUCAUCUUGUUUUCGCAAACUUUG